Messenger RNA from Cucurbitaria berberidis CBS 394.84, 2542 nucleotides. RefSeq names its product MFS general substrate transporter. Bases 366 to 2486 code for a protein of 706 amino acids. Gene Ontology annotation, molecular function: transmembrane transporter activity. Gene Ontology annotation, biological process: transmembrane transport. The transcript has 5 exons. NCBI's taxonomy places the organism in Eukaryota, Fungi, Ascomycota, Dothideomycetes, Pleosporales, Cucurbitariaceae. The record is from RefSeq and is a predicted model, not a curated record.
CGCUACAUUCGCCGACUGCCUUUGACUCGCCUGGGUCCACGUACUAAUCAUGCAUUCUUACUCAAGGAUUACGACCCGUAUGGCACGCCUGGGGACAGAUGCAGGAGAUGGGCAGCCGAGGUGGUGCAGUGCCUGUAUCCUCGGCCCUUUGGAGAUGGAUGCGCUACAAUCGAGCAUGACGCGUCGAGAUAAGACGGAAAUACUACGACACUAGGUCGCGCCGUUACCCGAUAGCUCAACCGCUUCACGACGUCAGCUACCGUUCCCGAUAGCCGUGCAUACGCAUUUUUCUUCCCUCGAGCGCACAUGCACCUGCGCACCAUCGUCCAAUUGAGAUACUGUGCAGGAAACAAAGAGCUGCAAGCAUGCAGGAGGAAGACUAUGAGAUCCUUCGCAGCGAAGCGAACGCGAGCCCCGAGAGAUACGCAGAAUGGGACAGGCAGCGCCAAUUCCGCGAACAAUAUGCCGAGCGACACAAGAACGAACCGACCUACGAGGAGCGUAUAAAGCAGGAGAAACUUGAAGGCGAGGGGCGCUCAAGGGGCGAGCCAGGGCAAAAUGCACCGCAGCCAGCCGCUGUACCGCUACCUACCAACCAGGAGGAAGAGGUCGUACCGCUGUCGCGUCAUGGCAGCGUCUCGUCAGCCUCUACGUCGUCUUCGGCGAGUUCGCACAGUGCUCGACUUGAGGAAAUCCGCACAGUCCGCUCUACACCCCGAGAUCGCCGGUCUACUGUUGGGUCACGGACAUCGGACGGGAACAUUUUACAACUCCAUCCUACUGAGCGCAACCCAGAGGCACUACGUCGUAUCGAAACCCACCGAAGUCAACACAAAACUACAGUCGGCGCCCCUGAAGUUGAGUCUCGUCUCACGAGAACCCUCACACGUCGCAAGACUGAGAGACCGCUCCCUAGUCUGGGCGCUGGCAAGCCGUUCCCACCGCCUCUGCCAGAACGUGAGGAGUAUGUCGUCGAGUUUGAAGGCGCGGAUGACCCGCUACACCCGCAGAAUUGGACCAUGAACAAGAAGCUGGGCAUAGGAGCGAUACUGGCGUUUGAUGCUCUGUCUGCCACCAUGGGUAGCAGCAUCUUCUCGAGCGCGACCAGAGUCGUAUCUCACCAGUUUGGAGUUGCACCUGUAGUUGGCACAUUGGGAACGAGUUUGUUCGUCUUUGGAUACGCGUUUGGGCCUUUAAUGUGGGCCCCCUUCUCCGAGCUCUACGGUCGCAAACCACCCCUCAUCAUCGCCGCCUUUGGUUUCGCCAUAUUCAGUAUCGCUGUCGCUGUGGCCAAGGACCUCCAAACGAUCCUCAUCUGCCGCUUCUUCGCAGGCCUCUUCGGCUCCUCACCGCUUGCCAUUGUCGCCGCAGUCUUUGCAGACAUGUUUAAUAACAGAUUGCGCGGCCUUGCUGUCGCUGUCUUCUCAGUAACCGUCUUCAUGGGACCACUAUUAGCUCCUUUUAUUGGUGGUUUCAUAACCGAUAGCUACUUGGGCUGGCGAUGGACCGAGUACAUCAGCGGUAUUAUGGGAUUCAUAGCUUUCGGCCUGCUCAUGCUGUUUAUGGAGGAGUCGUAUCCGCCGGUUGUGCUGAUCAACAAGGCGAGUGAGUUGAGGAGACGCACAAAAAAUUGGGGAAUACACGCCAAGCAGGAGGAAAUCGAAGUCGAUUUCAAAGAGUUGAUUGUAAGGAAUGUGAGCCGUCCAAUGAGGAUUCUCUUCACCGAGCCAAUUGUGCUGCUCAUUACGAUUUAUAUGAGCUUUAUUUAUGGUCUUCUGUAUCUCUUCCUAACAGCAUACGCGCUCGUAUUCCAGGGCGUAUAUGGCUGGAGCGGCGGUGUCGCUGGUCUCGCCUAUUUUGGCAUGGUUGGUGGCGAAAUGAUCGCUUUUGUUGUUGUCGUACUCGACAACCCGCGAUAUGCCAGGAAAUUGGCAGCGAACAACAAUAUUCCGGUUCCUGAGUGGCGGCUGCCAAUCAGUAUGGUUGGUGGCGUGCUGUUUGCUACCGGUCUUUUUUGGUUUGGCUGGACGGGCUACACGGGCAACAUCCACUGGAUCGUUCCCGUUCUCUCUGGUGUCUUCACUGGCUUCGGCAUAUUUUCCAUUUUCCUCUCGCUCCUCAACUACAUUGUCGACGCAUACCUCAUGUUCGCCGCCUCUGCAAUUGCCGCCAACACUUUCAUGCGAUCCAUCUUCGGAGGCGUGUUCCCUCUGUUUGCCACAUUUAUGUUUAACGGGAUGGGGAUUGAGUGGGCUUCUACCCUAUUGGGAUGCGUAGCUGUCGUGCUGGUGCCGAUGCCGGUUGUGUUUUACGUCUUUGGCAAAAGGAUUCGCGGCAAGUCCAAGUUUGCACCUGCGCCGGACAUUGCUCAAGAUAAGAGAAGGGAUGAGGAGGCGAGACUGGGUGGCGAUAAUGUGGCAGGAGAUGUGGGUAGUGGUGAAAGCACUGAUGGUGCACUGCAAAAGGAGAAGACCAAAGACCAGUAGAGGACUGGGCAGUCAAGUAGAAUUCUAUAUAUUUAAUCACGAGCUGUUCAACUACC